This is a messenger RNA of Pollicipes pollicipes, 815 nucleotides long. RefSeq lists its product as uncharacterized. The record is from RefSeq and is a predicted model, not a curated record. Bases 180 to 815 code for a protein of 211 amino acids. The transcript has 7 exons. Lineage: Eukaryota; Metazoa; Arthropoda; Thecostraca; Pollicipedomorpha; Pollicipedidae.
UCGCUGUGCGCAAAUUGUGUGCCGAAUUUCAUGAGCCGCGCGGAGCCGUCCCGGUUGGUGGCGGCCGCUUCUGUCGAUUCACUCCCUGACGCGUCGCGCGCUGCCGCUGCGAGGACUGGGUUCAAGACCAAGGAUCCCAUCAGCUGACCUGGUGGGGGCAGGGAGCCAGGUCUGCCUCUAUGAAGAAGUCAGCCUCCUCACCCCCAGUCAGCGUGCGUUUCCUCAACAACAGCUGCAGCGACCCAGAUGGCUCUGGAGAUGAAGCAGGCCAACUGGAGCUGCAAAUGGGGCUGGAGGACGACCGGCAGAUACAGGAGGAGGCGGCCGGCGACGGUCAGAGGGUAGCGGGGACGUCUGACCCGGCCUCCGCCCCGCUGCCGCCGCCGCCGGUGGCGCCGCCGCGUAAACACUCGACACGCAGCCGGGCGGAGGAGUGGAGGGGCGCCCUGCAGGACCUCUCCCCGGUCAAAGAGCUGGUGUCGCGGCUAGGCAAGACGCGCUCGUCGAGCGUCGACGCAACGGCGGCGACGGCGGAGAGGGCCGACAAGGCGGCCGGUAAGACGGCCGCGGCCACGGACAGAGCGGAGAAGGCGACCGGGAAGGCGGCGGCCACGGCGGAGAAGGCGGCCGAACCGCGACCGAGCCAGGACAGCGAUGCCUGGGCCCGGUUCGCCGAGCUCAAGGGCAAGAUCACCAAAACUGUUGAGGAGAAGAUCAGCGACUACCGCGGCGGCUCUCGGCCGGCGGCCAGCGCGGCGCCGGCCGCCUCGGAGCUGCUGAGCGAGGCCGACGUGCUGGAGGCGCGCUGGUGCUGA